AUGUCUAAUAGAAUCGGUGCACGCCUACUCCCCUUUGAGCCGAUUCACCAUAUCGUUGAAGCCCUCGUGAAGCGGAAUGGCUACACACUUUGGCACCUUAUUCCCUUGUAUGUCGAACGUGGAACCGUAUAUGUCGACCGCACAUCACAUCUUUUGGACUAUCUCUCUGACUGGCUGCGAGUCGGUCACCUCUCAGCUCAGGCCCUUCCUCCAUUUUACUGCUCCCCUUCUUGCCAAUGCAUUCUCAACCUUCAUCUCCUUUUCGACGAAGACGAUGUUACAUCGGCUGCGGAGUGGCUUCCAGACUAUUUUGAGCGAUUGAAGAACCUCCGCUAUUUGCACGUCGAAUGUUAUGCUGCUCCGCUCCCUGCACUGCAAACUCUAGGGAUCGUGCCCCUGCUUGCUAUCGACCGUAUCAAACGUUUUGACCUCGAAUGCCAUGACCCUGAGCUUUCGCUUGAGGAACACCGGAUUGGCAUCUGUGCCAAGACAUCGAUCGACCGUUUGUUUGGAAGCCCUCCGCAAGCUCUCCCCCUUCGAAGAAUCGCCCCAGCUCCACCGAAGCACCGAAGCAGCCGUGGCUUGGAUAAAGGAUUGCAUCGUGCCGCCCUCGGAGACUAUGGAGGCCUAUACCGCAUGACAGAACCCCUCCACAAGCGCGGCUCUUUGAAGCGUGUCGAACUUGACUUCCUGCCUCAACGGUUUGACGUCGAGUUGAGCUGUGGCAGUGAAUCGGAGGUUGCCAAGGUGCAAGCGUUCGCUCCGUUGUUGGAAGGGGGUCAGUUGGUGGUAGAUAUUCGCGUUUAA
Messenger RNA from Pleurotus ostreatus (oyster mushroom), 807 nucleotides. RefSeq lists its product as uncharacterized. NCBI's taxonomy places the organism in Eukaryota, Fungi, Basidiomycota, Agaricomycetes, Agaricales, Pleurotaceae. The record is from RefSeq and is a predicted model, not a curated record. The transcript has 4 exons. The coding region runs from base 1 to 807 and encodes 268 amino acids.